AUGUUGCUGAAAACGGUAAUUUUGAUCUCACUUUUCUUAGCAUAUGGGAGCGACUUAUGUGAAAUGACCUUGCAAGGUGGUAUCUGCUUAUUCGGAGGUGAAACUGUAUUAAUGCCUAACGCAGUUCAAGACGGUCUAAAAGGCCACUGAACUUUUGACGAUGACUCAGGCCUUGACUCUUCAGGCAGUCAAAAUCAUGCAUCCAAAACAGUAGGUGCAGGCCCAUCAUAUGGUGGCCAAGGUACAAGUGCGUCAAUAACAGGAAGUGACUAUAUAGAAAUCCCUGAUUCCAACGGUUCUUUAUCCUCUACUUUAUUCUCCGUGACUUUUUGGGUCUUCAUUGGAGAUUCUCAAAAUUCAGAAGGGUUGCGUUGGUGUCCUCUUUUACAGAAAGGAAAUGACCAAGAAGACCAAGUUAUAUAUGAGAGAGUCCCAGCUGUGUAUUAUGACAGAGAAGAUCGCCAGCUAAAAGCUUAUGUAUCUACAGAUGAAGAUGUAAAACACCCUCAAGGAGAGUAUGUAAUUUCCAAUGCAAGAAUUCCAUUUAAUAGAUGGACACAUAUAGGAGUUGUCAGAACACAGUCAAGAAUAAGGCUUUUUGUGAAUGGAAUAAAAGAUGCAGUAAAUUCUACUGACGGAUGGACACAGACAAACUCAAGCCCAUUGUAUAUUGGAAAUACUCCUUCGACUCUUGAGGAUUGUCCAGUCUCGUUUUAUGUUGAUGAAGUGAGAUAUUUCAAUAGAGAACUUGAAGAGGAAGAAAUAGAAGCAGAAAGUGCAGGAGCGUUGGGAGCAAUUGAAGCAUACUAUAUUAGGCUUGGGUGUAUUAAUUGUGUGUUAUCUGACGCAGAAGAAAGCUGCCCAGAAGACACACAUCAUUUAUGCACCUCAAUCGAGCUGCAUUCAGCUGGAUAUCAAGUAGCCCGAGCAAUGGGAUGGACUGACUGGAAUUCUCACAUUUGGGUGCAUGACUCUGAAGCUGAUUCCAGCAGCGAAACUGGAAUUGCAAUUUGCUGUUUGAAUUUAGGCUAA
Blepharisma stoltei is the source of this 1032-nucleotide messenger RNA. The record is from the annotation of a GenBank genome assembly. NCBI's taxonomy places the organism in Eukaryota, Ciliophora, Heterotrichea, Heterotrichida, Blepharismidae.